CCUGUGCGUGCGCGUCGGCUGGCGGCGGCACUGGCGGCAGCUGGAGGCGUAAUAGAGCGGGUCGCCGGCUUGGAGAACUUCAUAAGCGGCUGUGGCGCGGGCGGCGGCGGCGACAACGACAGCUGCAGCGGGGCCCUGGGCUUGUCGCUCACCAUGCCUACCGUGGAGGAACUUUACCGCAACUAUGGCAUCCUCGCCGACGCCACGGAGCAAGUGAGCCAGCAUAAAGAUGCCUAUCAAGUAAUAUUGGAUGGCGUGAAAGGCGGUACCAAGGAAAAAAGAUUAGCAGCUCAGUUUAUUCCGAAGUUCUUUAAGCAUUUUCCAGAACUGGCUGAUUCUGCUAUCAAUGCACAGUUAGACCUCUGUGAGGAUGAAGAUGUGUCAAUUCGACGUCAGGCAAUUAAAGAACUGCCUCAAUUUGCCACUGGAGAAAAUCUUCCCCGGGUAGCUGAUAUACUAACCCAACUUUUGCAGACAGAUGACUCUGCAGAAUUUAACUUAGUGAACAAUGCCCUGUUAAGUAUAUUUAAGAUGGAUGCAAAAGGGACUCUAGGUGGCUUAUUCAGCCAGAUACUUCAAGGAGAGGACAUCGUUAGAGAGAGAGCAAUAAAAUUCCUCUCUACAAAGCUUAAGACUUUACCAGAAGAAGUCUUAACAAAGGAAGUAGAAGAACUUAUACUAACUGAAUCCAAAAAGGUCCUAGAAGAUGUGACUGGUGAAGAAUUUGUUCUUUUCAUGAAGAUACUAUCAGGAUUAAAAAGUUUACAGACAGUGAGUGGAAGACAGCAACUUGUAGAGUUGGUAGCUGAACAGGCUGACUUGGAACAGACCUUCAAUCCUUCAGACCCUGACUGUGUUGACAGACUCCUGCAGUGUACACGGCAGGCUGUACCACUUUUCUCUAAAAAUGUGCAUUCCACUAAGUUUGUGACUUAUUUCUGUGAGCAUGUUCUCCCUAACCUCAGUUCCUUGACUACACCAGUAGAGGGUCUUGAUAUACAAUUGGAGGUAUUGAAAUUGCUGGCAGAAAUGAGUUCAUUUUGUGGUGACAUGGAAAAACUAGAAACAAAUUUAAGAAAACUAUUUGACAAGUUACUGGAAUACAUGCCUCUUCCUCCAGAAGAAGCAGAAAAUGGAGAGAAUGCUGGUAAUGAAGAACCUAAGCUACAGUUCAGUUAUGUGGAGUGUUUGCUAUAUAGUUUUCACCAGUUGGGCCGAAAACUUCCAGAUUUUUUAACAGCAAAACUGAAUGCAGAAAAGCUCAAAGAUUUCAAAAUCAGGCUACAGUAUUUUGCACGUGGACUACAGGUUUAUAUCAGACAACUUCGCUUGGCUCUUCAGGGUAAAACUGGCGAGGCCUUAAAAACAGAAGAGAACAAGAUUAAAGUUGUUGCAUUAAAAAUAACAAAUAAUAUCAAUGUUUUAAUCAAGGAUCUCUUCCACAUUCCUCCUUCUUAUAAGAGUACAGUAACAUUAUCCUGGAAACCUGUACAGAAGGUUGAGAUUGGGCAAAAAAGAGCCAGUGAAGAUACAUCUGUUUCACCACCCAAGAAAUCUCCAGCAGGACCAAAAAGGGAUGCCAGGCAGAUUUAUAAUCCUCCUAGUGGGAAAUAUAGCAGCAAUUUGGGCAACUUUAAUUAUGAGCAGAGAGGAGCCUUCAGGGGAAGUAGAGGUGGCCGAGGUUGGGGAGCACGAGGAAAUCGUAGUCGGGGAAGACUCUACUGAAUCACACCACAUUCUUCAGCAUUGUCAUGAGCUUAAUAUACUUAAAUUCUACUACUCAUUGGAUUGCCGGGGAUGACCCUUUAAAAGGACUGCUGCCUUCAGCUAAAGACUUACUGUUCUUUAUACCUACCUUUGUAUGUAUGAUCUACUUUUGUAACAGACCAUGGUUGUGUCCAAGGUAAAAACCACAACGAUAUUUUUGGAUGCUUUGUCCGAAAUCUUGACUUGUUUUUGCAAUAUCAUCACCAUUCAGGCGUCAUAUUGUGAAUCUUAACCUUUGAAGCAUCUUGUUAUUGAGAGCUAUUCAAGUCUAAAUGUAAUGAAAUUCAGUCUGUUUCUGGUAACUGGUAAAGAUCAGUUUUGAACUUUUACUAAUUUUCUUUUUUUUUUAACUCAAUAUAUGGAGAGGAGGAGUAGUCAGUCUUAGCACAGGCUUUAUUACUUUUUAAUGAAGCUGCUAGCCAGUGGUGCAGCAUUCCUACCAAGUGUCAUAAAAGCAAAAUAUACUUACCAGCUUUCUUAAAAUGUAGAAAUGACAUUUGUUACAUUUUGGGGGGGAGGUUAAGUUGCUUUGCAAUUGCUUACCUAAAUCUUCUCCAUAUGUUGUGACAGAAACUUUGGAAUAUGGGGUCAUACUAUUUGAAUAGAAAUGUGUAUGUAUCAUAUACAUACAUACAUGAGUGUAUGUGUAUAUAUGCAUGCUGUGAAACUUGACAACACAACGUAAUCUUUUUUAAUUACAGGAACAGGUAGUCUUUGACACAGUGACUAUCCUUUUGAGAUUGAAUCUAUUGUUAACUUGUGUAGGUUUUCCUUCUAGUAGUAAGGAAUAUUGAGACACUUGCACUUAAAUGAUUAUUAAUAUUUAAGACUAAAAACAGGCUGCAUUUUCAAAAAAAUUUUUGGCAAACCUUGUUGGAAAAAUACAGCCCCCCCCCCAAAAAAAAAAAAAAGCAGAUCUCAUGUACGUAAAGGUUUUUACAAAAUGAGGUAAAAUAGUAUAGAAUUUGAAGAUUUAAUAACCAGGGCAAUCCAGGAAAAGUGACAACAUGGUGUACCAAUAAGGAAAGAAUGCUCUCUUGGUUUGCUUUUGCCACUUUCAAAUUUUUAACUUCUCAGGUUACUAAUCAAAAUUAUUGUAUAAGUUAGCCAUAGAAUCUUUAGGUUAAAACAACAGAUGGGGGGUUUGUGGAGUGUUUAAUGACAUGGGCAUUUUUAGUAGAAUAGGUUCUUUGCUCUGCAGUUGAAUGUUUCAUAUAUAUAUUUGUUUCACAGUUAAUCUUCCCACCCCAUAUUUGCAUAUUCAAAUCCAAUGCCUGGAUGAUAUUUUCUAGUAGCUUGACAUAUUUUUGUGAUUUCAAUACAGGUGUCUUCAUUAUUGUUACCUCUGUAUUAGGGAAAAAGCAAAAACACCCUUUGUUAGAAUUACUGCACAUAUUCAUGAGGAAAAAAAAAUUAAAUAAUAGCUGGACUAUGGAGUGCUGGUAAUCUCUAAACAUUCCAAAAGGCUUUGAGCUAAACCUUAGAAUCUGAAUAGACAUAGGAACAUGGAAUUUCCAUUUAAAAACUUAAAAGGUAAUCUGGCACUAGAGGCAGAUCAGCCCAAAGCCAUUUUAAAUAUAGAAACAGCAUUACAACUACAGUUAAGUAAAUUUGAAUGUAACUUUUUAAAGCCUAUUUGGAAAAAAAAAAAAAAAGUUGAGAAGUGACUUUUCUUUCUCAAGUUUUGAUAUUGACAGUUUCUUCCUUUACCAUCUCACUUGUCCUCUUUCCUAAGGCAAUAGUAUAUAACUUAGGCUACUUCUUGCUUCAGGUUUUUUAAUGAAAAGGUCAUGCCAUGGAUUUUUCUUUUGCAAGACACCUGUUUAUCACCUUGUUCACAUGUAAAUGUUCCCUUAUGCUUUUGAAAUAAAUUUCCUUUUGUAAUUUU
Erinaceus europaeus (western European hedgehog) is the source of this 3655-nucleotide messenger RNA. RefSeq names its product apoptosis inhibitor 5 (gene API5). The transcript is spliced from 14 exons. Gene Ontology annotation, cellular component: nucleus. Bases 154 to 1725 code for a protein of 523 amino acids. Gene Ontology annotation, molecular function: RNA binding. NCBI's taxonomy places the organism in Eukaryota, Metazoa, Chordata, Mammalia, Eulipotyphla, Erinaceidae. Gene Ontology annotation, biological process: negative regulation of apoptotic process. The record is from RefSeq and is a predicted model, not a curated record.